CGAAGGAUCGGACGCACCUUUUUGUACUGUAUUAACUAAAAAAAUGGCUGUUUCAUGGUCUAUUGAGGAAGUACAGACGUUCCUCUCGUUGGUAGCGGAUCCAGCGAGAGCUUGAUGGGGCGACGCGGAAUGAAAAAGUUUUUCAGGAGGUCGCUAAGCUCUUGGCCGCACACAGCUACCAUCGGACUUACAAACAGUGUAGGGACAAGUUUAAAAAAAAUGAAGAGCGACUACAGAAGUAUAAAGGACCACAACAGCCGGAGUGGUUUAAACAGGCGGUCGUGGAAGUGGUUCGGCCAAAUGGACGCAAUCUACGGAGGCAGACCAACGAGCAAAGAAAGGGAGGGUGCCCUGAACUCGGCCACGCCAUUGUUGUUGGAGAACACGAUCGAGGAUGACUCAUUGUGCACGAUCGAUUCACUUGCACUUUCUACAUGCAAGGACGACGACUCCUCUUCCCAAGCGGUGCUAGCAGCGUCUCCACCACGCCCGCCAACACCAUCACCCUCCAGCUGCACGGCGACACCGCAGCGUGUGUUAACGGGCAAGAGGAAACGGAGCCUGCACCAUCAGGAACAUCUUGCUGCAUUAAGAGAGAUGCAGGUGGCAGACAUUGAGCAGCAGGAGCUGAACCGUGCCCAGAGGGAGCGCCACUUGCAGAUGGCACUGGAAGAGGCCAAACAAGCGAGGGAGCAGGAAGCGGCCUUAAGGGCAGAGGAACACUCUCAGACGGCUGCUUUCAAUCAAGCAUUCCUCAAUGUUAUGGGGAUGCUUGUCCAGGCAAUGAGUGGCCGACGGGAAUAGAACUCUCUUGCUGACUAAUGCCAUAGGUGUUUUU
Clarias gariepinus (North African catfish) is the source of this 838-nucleotide messenger RNA. RefSeq lists its product as uncharacterized. The transcript has 3 exons. NCBI's taxonomy places the organism in Eukaryota, Metazoa, Chordata, Actinopteri, Siluriformes, Clariidae. Bases 115 to 804 code for a protein of 229 amino acids. The record is from RefSeq and is a predicted model, not a curated record.